Messenger RNA from Serendipita indica DSM 11827, 1833 nucleotides. Lineage: Eukaryota; Fungi; Basidiomycota; Agaricomycetes; Sebacinales; Serendipitaceae. The record is from the annotation of a GenBank genome assembly.
AUGUCGCGUAAACAGUCUGGAUCCGUUGGUACCAUGCUCGCACACGAAGCCGAGCUGCCAGGACUUCCCGUACCCAGUAUCCAAUCUACAGCAGAAAAGUAUCUAGAAACGACCCGUCCACACCUCACACCAUCCGAGUUUCGCACAACGCAGCUCGCCGUCAACGACUUUAUUUCGUCUCCGCUCGUCCGGCGAUUGCAAACGCGUCUCGAGGAACGCGCAGCCAGCGAGAAGAGUGCUGGGAGGAACAACUGGCUCAGCGAAUGGUGGAAUGAUGUUGCCUACAUGGCAUACCGAGACCCUGUCGUCGUUUUCGUUAGCUACUUUUACGUACACAUGGCUGGACAAUCAGGCAAAGGACGAGAUGCGCGUGCGGCAGAACUCUUAAAGGGUCUCCUCAUGUUUAGACAACUCGUCGAGAGCCAAAAGCUCGAGCCGGAAAAGGUCAAGGACUAUUAUCUUGCCAUGAGCUCGUACAAGUGGUUAUUCAACGCUACCCGACUGCCGACUGCCGGUUCCGACACUGCCAAAAAGUACCCAGCCGACUCGCACAACCACGUCGUAUUCAUUCGCAAGAAUCGUUUCUACGAAGUUCCGGUUGCUAUCGACGGCAAGGAGCUCUCCGUGGCAGACUUGGAAGCGCUGAUUGCCAAGGUUGUCGCUGCGGCAGACAAAGCCGGUGCUGGACCAGCUGUCGGUGCACUCACGAGUGAUAAUCGAGAUAUUUGGACAGAAGCUCGCAAGCAUCUCGCGUCGGUUGGUCAUAAUUCAAAGACGCUUGAGAGGAUCGACUCGGCGAUUGUGGUUAUCCCGCUCGACGAUACGUCGCCUACCUCGCGUGAAGAACUCAGCUGGGCUUGUUGGACUGGUGCGAAUGGAGGGUCUGGUCCUGGGAAUCGCUGGUUCGACAAGCACCAGUUGAUCGUCUUUGACAAUGCUCGAAGUGGUUUCCUCGGUGAACACAGCUGCAUGGACGGCACACCGACGUUGAGGAUGACAGAGUUUAUGAUCGGAGCUGCUGCCUCUGGCAAGAUCCCCACUGAGGGUUCUCCAGCCUCCAAUCUUCCUGAACCAAAAGAGCUCACGUUUGAACUGGACGACAAGGCAAAGAAGGCGAUUCAAGUCUCGGAAGCCAACUUUGCCGACCUAAUUGGCCAACAUGAGCUCGAGGUGCUUCAAUACGAAGGGCUCGGAAAGAAUACUCUCAAGACGUACAAAAUCUCACCAGAUGCCACUGCGCAACUCAUCAAGCAACUGGCGCUCCACAAGCUCCAUGGUCGGCCUGGAGUCUGCUAUGAGAGUGCACAAACGCGCAAGUUUGCCUUGGGCCGAACCGAAGUCAUUCGCGCCGCGAGUCAGGAGAGCAAAGAGUGGGCAGAGGCCAUGCUCAAGGGCGAAAAGACGGAUGCGGACAAGAUGGUCUUGUUCAAGAAAGCUGUGAACCGACACUUGCAGUAUGCAGCGUGGGCUGCCGACGGUCAAGGCGUCGACCGACAUCUAUUUGGACUGAAGAGACUGCUCAAGGAGGGUGAAGAGACACCGAGAUUAUACGAGGAUAUUGCGUUCAGUCGCACGAAUCAUUGGGAACUGAGCACGAGCAAUCUCAGCAGCAAAUGGCUAGACGGCUGGGGCUACGGUGAGGUUGUUCCAGAUGGGUAUGGCUUGUCGUAUUCGAUUGGGGAUGGGUAUAUUCGUUGGACAAUGACUUGUCUCAAGGAGAUGGGUAAAAAGGACAAAGGAGCAAAGGACUUGAAGCAGGCUCUCACGGAGGCAGCGGACAUGGUCAAGGCACUCUUGGAAUCGACUGCUAGCGAACCAAAGGCCAAGCUAUAG